Messenger RNA from Xylaria bambusicola, 1771 nucleotides. RefSeq names its product vacuolar membrane protein-domain-containing protein. The coding region runs from base 276 to 1436 and encodes 386 amino acids. The record is from RefSeq and is a predicted model, not a curated record. Gene Ontology annotation, cellular component: membrane. The transcript has 2 exons. NCBI's taxonomy places the organism in Eukaryota, Fungi, Ascomycota, Sordariomycetes, Xylariales, Xylariaceae.
AGGUUCUGGUCUAAAUCCCCUAUUAUCUCGUCGAGUUCCCGAAUUUCAUAGAGUUGGUUCCCCUGCCUUCUCUGUCUAAGAAGAAAGACCAGCAGCGCCGUUCUAGAGCCGCCACCCGCCAUUCGCCAUCCACUUGCCGAAACCGAAUGUCGAUCGCCCGCAUAGUCCUGCGUCACCAGCGAACAUCUCCCACUUACGCAUCCGCUUCUCGUUUUCUUCCUUCAACGCGCUUUGGCUUAGGCCUGCACUUCUUCUAGCCUCGCGAUAUUCUACAAAUGCCUCUACCUUUCACCGCCGAUGUCUCCGCGGUAGCGACGUCGGCCGCCACGAGCAGCGUCAGCCUCUCUCCGACGCCACUAUCAGACAUGGCUAUCCUCUUGACGGCUACCACAUCUGCAAUAGCCGCUGUGGCAACGUCCGUGGCCAGUGCUAGUGAUGGGAAUGACGGUGAUAAAGGAGGCGGUGGAGGUGGUGAAGGCGAAUGCAGUCUGCUCGGGCCCUUUGCGCUUCUUGUUCAGCUAGCCCUCGGUGCCCUUGCGCUUCUUUCGCUGGUCUUCAAGCGCUGGCGCGAGCGACCGCAGAGACCGCUCAAGAUAUGGUUCUUCGACGUGUCGAAACAAGUUUUUGGUUCCGUUCUGGUGCACAUGGCCAACAUAUUCAUGUCGAUGCUCACCAGCGGUCGGUUCUCCAUUCAGAUGGAGCCAGCGGGUGUACAGACGGCCGCGAGACUGUUGCGAAGAGCAGACGUCCCUUACGUUCCUAAUCCUUGCUCUUUCUACCUGUUGAAUCUGGCUAUCGAUACUACCAUUGGUAUUCCCAUCCUGAUAGUCCUUCUUCGCGUGAUAACUGGUCUGGUCACCUACACACCUUUGGGCAAACCAUAUGAAUCAGUACAGUCUGGCAAUUAUGGUAAUCCACCAAGCGCUUGGUGGUGGCUGAAGCAAUCCGUUAUCUACUUCUGUGGUUUGUUUGGCAUGAAACUAUGCGUAUUGAUCAUAUUCUUGAUAUUACCUUGGAUUUCACGCGUAGGAGACUGGGCACUGAGGUGGACCGAGGGUAACGAGCAGCUUCAAAUAUUUUUCGUCAUGAUGCUAUUCCCUUUGAUCAUGAACGCUCUACAGUAUUAUAUCAUUGACGGCUUCAUCAAGCUGAAGGAGACAGGCCAUGAGAGGCUACCCCAAGAGGAUGGCGAUGAUCGUGAUCCCUUCGAUGAUCAUUUCGGCGACGAUAGCGACGAUGAGUCGAUUGGCAACGAGAGCAACGACAGUAUUUCGUUGUCCAAAUCGGCGACAUCCAAAGUUGCACAAAAGGGGAGCAGUAAAAAUGCUCGAGAGGAAUAUGACCCAGAAUUAGAUGGCCAGACGGUUGUUGGAAGCAGUAGAAGCCAAGAGGAAAGGGACAAGUUGCUCACGAGAGAGUUAGCUCCUCACGAGUAAUUGCUCCACAUACAACAUGCAUGAUCAAACAGGCGUUUGGCGGUGUACUUUGCUACUCAACGGUAUUGUAACAGGACCUGUAAUAUUUUUUGGGCGUAUAUAUCGGUCUACAUUGCUAGUAACAACAUAGGAGUCAUUCAGUAGACAGAAUACAUAUGGAGUCUUAGAUGCGAGGCACGAGGCUUUCUUCACGCAUCAAAUUGGGUUAGUUAAUCGCUCUGCCGCACAAUUGCACAAUGCUGCAUACCAACAGAUAAAAAGAAAAAUCCCGAGACCAACUUUGAAGAUUAUUUGCUUCACUCCCUACCUCAUUUGUACCGAUUUUAUUGCUUUCU